GACGGGCGGUGCGACGGGGGUCCCUGCUCGGCGGCGCCCCAGGAUUCACUCAGGAUGUUGCAGGAAACGGAGGACAGCACCGCUGAGGACCUGGAUCAGCCAUCACUCAAUGCUGGAAUGGGGACGGACGUUCUGGAAUCCGGUGACACCACGCCUCCCUCCAAAAGAAAAAGCAAAUUUGCAGGUUUCGGCAAGAUCUUUAAACCCUGGAAGUGGAGGAAAAAGAAAGCCAGUGGCAAAUUUAAGGAGACAUCGGAAGUUCUAGAGAGAAAAAUUUCAAUGCGAAAACCAAGAGAGGAGCUCAUUAAAAGCGGGGUUCUGCUUGAAGACCCUGAACAGGAUGGAGAGGAGCCAGGCAAACUAAGCCUUACUGCCUUGAAAAACGGGCACACCACCUCCGUUGACCGUUCUGGGAUUGUCAGCCUCACUCACCUGGAGGAAGAGACUGGGAACAACAGUGUAAGCCUUAACAAAACUGCUCUGACAGAGGAGCUGAAGAACUUGACAGAUGGAGAGGAGCCAGGCAAACUAAGCCUUACUGCCUUGAAAAACGGGCACACCACCUCCGUUGACCGUUCUGGGAUUGUCAGCCUCACUCACCUGGAGGAAGAGACUGGGAACAACAGUGUAAGCCUUAACAAAACUGCUCUGACAGAGGAGCUGAAGAACUUGACAGGAACGCUCGGCAGCCAUCCCGGUUCAGAAGCAGAACAUCACCAUGAGUCUCAGGCGCCGAAGCAACCGUUGCUUCCUCCGAAGCGACCUUUGUCGUCCUCUUCUCAGGAGACGAGUUAUCCGCCAACGAAGGAUCUUGCUCCCGUUAACAGCACGGCAAGGACUAUCCCGCUCUCGACACCAGGGGCUAUCAGCAGUUCAGCGAAAGGAGUCAGUUUUCCCGCUGCUCCUUCCCCAGCCCCCAGAACUGUGCCGUCUCCCGUUGUGAACGCUCACACCACUGCUGUCGUGAAUACAACCAAUGUAACAUUACCCAAACAGCCCCCUGUCCCACCUCCCAAACCAGUGAAUAGGAGUAGCAAUCCCUUAAUAGCUGAAUUGUCUCAAGCUCUCGCCAGUGGCACGGUUUUUUCAAAGUCCUCUCCUCCUUUGCCCCCAAAGAGAGGUGUCCCACUGAACACGGCCUCUUCCCUUGAGCUGGCUGCCACUCCCAAAUCGCCGAGUGAUCACAGCCUGUCCUCAUCGUAUCCUUCGUCAAUAUCACCCCCUCUCCCACCCCCCUCCCCUUCACUCCCUCGACCUUCUGGCAUUGUCCUGGAGCCUCCCUACAUGCCCUUGCCUCCCUCCCUUCAUGGGGCAGAUCCUCCUCUUUACACAGAACUGCAAACGGACGCCCAGCCGGAGGAGCUGCCAAUGCCAGCCAGGGGAAUGGGGGAGCAUGGAUUCGAAGAGCCUCGCUUACCUACCCGGCUGCCCCAACUCCCCCUUCACAUCCGUAUCCAGCAAGCUCUUGCAAGUCCUCUACCAGCAACACCCCCUCCCGAGGGUUCACACUGGGCUCACUCGCUGCUCUUUGAGAGUGAAGGCUCCUACGAAGAUAAUGGGACCUUGGGCAGAACAAGAUCGUUGCCCGUGACCAUUGAGCUGCUGAAAGUGCCAGAGGAAGAGGAAGAGGAAGGAGCUCAAGAUGAUGUGCAUCAUUCCAAUCCCCGUGUUUAUAUUGGAGACACCCCAGCUGUCACCGUCAUUCCCAGGCUUGUGCUCCAGACAGUGCAAGAUGAAGAUGAAGGGCCAAGUGAUUCUGACUCAGAGGGACCCAUUUUGUACAAGGAGGAAGAGGAGGAAGAUGAUGAAGAUGAAAGCCAUAACACGGCUCUAGCCAACAAAGUGAAGAGGAAAGAUACUCUAGCCAUGAAACUGGGCAGUAUGGCUCCUCAGCAGGAGCUGCCAGAAGAAAAUAUGUUUCACCGGAAGACGAAGGAAGAGUGGAAUGAAAUCCGGCAGCAGAUUGGGACAACAUUAAUCAGGCGAUUAAGUCAAAGACCAACACCAGAAGAACUGGAACAAAGGAAUAUCCUUCAGCAAAAAAACGAGGCUGAUCGGCAGGCGGAAAAGCGGGAAAUAAAGCGAAGGCUUACGAGAAAGCUUAGUCAGAGGCCUACCGUCGCUGAACUGCAGGCAAGGAAGAUCCUGAGGUUUAAUGAAUAUGUUGAAGUAACAGAUGCUCAGGACUAUGACAGACGAGCAGACAAGCCGUGGACAAAACUGACCCCUGCUGAUAAGGCUGCCAUUCGAAAGGAACUGAACGAAUUCAAAAGUUCCGAAAUGGAAGUCCAUGAAGAAAGCAAGCAGUUCACACGGUAUCACCGACCAUGAGCCUUUCCUUUUUCAAAAAAGCACAAGCAGCAUGCUAGAGGACGAGAGGUCUUUUCCAAGCCCUUCUCCUGUGCUGAAGAGGAUCUCUGAGGCUUCUCCAAGAUUUGCCUUCGUAACAUAUCCAGGAAAUGCUCCCUCUGUUCUCCUGGGAAUGGAGAAGGGUGAGGAAGUAGCAUUUUGUUGAACGGAGUUUGUCUCAGGUGCCAUCAAAUUACGCUGGGUUAAAAACAAGCAGCCACGCAUGCUAUGCCUCCGAUCAUAUAGCAAUAUCCUCAGUUUGCUUGUCACUGAGUGCCCCAGCUCGUAUCGGCCAUACGUAGCUCCAGCACGUGAAUUGAGAAUGCUCCCUUUUGCCCUGUUCUGCUGUAAAUAGUAUGUUCUGAUCCGUUUCCUAUCCUUUCAUUGCUCUCAAGGAAGACAAGACUUUGGAAUAGGUUUUGGGAGCUGAUCAGCAAGAGGGAAGGUUGUGCUCCUGUGCCUGUAUGUAUUCUGUACAAACAAUAUGUCGACAUGCUGUACUAGCAGGAAACUGACAUAUUACUGGAAGCUUUUUGAGCUUCUUUUAUGUCUUUCUGAUGUACUGUACUUAAUAUGCAGAAUCACUACUGAUCAAUUUUAUGUCAUUCUGUGAAGGAAUUCUGAAAUAGCCUGUCCUGUCUCUUAAGCGGAAAAAAACCCCACACAUUUUUAUCAUUUUACAAUAGACAACAAUCUCUCCACCUCUGUAAAAGCAAAAAAAA
Pogona vitticeps (central bearded dragon) is the source of this 3071-nucleotide messenger RNA. Lineage: Eukaryota; Metazoa; Chordata; Lepidosauria; Squamata; Agamidae. The record is from RefSeq and is a predicted model, not a curated record.